AUGCAAUUUUCUCUUUUAAAUCAUUUAAAUCACAUUAAGAGAAGAAGCCGUCGUCGAUAUGGCCCAUACUCAUUUUCCAAAUCCCAACGCGAUCAUUUGACUGCCAUUCUCGCCGGUGAUCAUAAACAACCUCCUCCCCGCCGGAAUCUGUUUGUUGUUAUCUUCACCAGUGAAAUCAAGGCGGUAGAUAUGGAGUCGUUAGUGGAGGCCACAUCUGGUGCGGUGGGUGCACUGGUCAGCACCACCGUUUUGUAUCCUCUCGACACUUGCAAAACCAAGUACCAAGCUGAAAAUCGAGCUCAUCAUCACCAAAAAUACAGGAAUAUUUCGGAUGUCCUUUGGGAAGCGAUUUCCAAAGGCCAAGUACUAUCACUGUACCAGGGGCUGGGAACGAAGAACUUGCAGUCUUUCAUUUCACAGUUUAUCUACUUCUAUGGAUACAGCUUUUUUAAGCGACUUUACUUGAGACAAAGCCGAACAAAGUCUAUAAGAACUGCAGCUAACCUAGUCAUUGCUGCUGCUGCUGGUGCCUGCACAGCCAUCGCUACCCAGCCUCUUGAUACAGCAUCUUCAAGGAUGCAAACAAGUGAAUUUGGGAAAUCCAAAGGGCUGUGGGAGUCUCUCUCUGAGGGCUCGUGGAGUGAUGCAUUCGAUGGUCUAGGAAUUUCCCUUCUUCUUACCGCAAACCCUUCCAUACAGUACACCGUAUUUGAUCAGUUGAAAAACAGAAUGCUCAAGAGGAAGAUUGGGAAACAAAGUGACGAUGUGACAUCUACCGAAGCUCUUUCUGCAUUUUCUGCUUUCGUUUUGGGUGCGGUCUCGAAAUGCAUCGCUACCUGUUUGACCUACCCAGCUAUAAGGUGUAAGGUGAUGAUUCAGUCAGCAAAGUCGGACGACGAAAAUGAAGAAGGCAAGACCCGACCAAAAUCCCGUAAAACAGUGACAGGAACAAUCUAUUCUAUCUGGGACAAAGAAGGUUUACUUGGUUUCUUCAAAGGGCUGCAGGCACAAAUGCUGAAGACCGUCCUCACAUCAGCACUACUUUUGAUGAUAAAGGAGAAAAUCACCAAGACCACUUGGGUCUUAAUGAUUGCACUAAGAAAAUUCAUGUUGGUAACAAGACCCAAAAUAAAGAGCACCUGA
Molecule: messenger RNA, 1143 nt
Organism: Striga hermonthica
Lineage: Eukaryota; Viridiplantae; Streptophyta; Magnoliopsida; Lamiales; Orobanchaceae
Source: the annotation of a GenBank genome assembly